This is a messenger RNA of Asparagus officinalis (garden asparagus), 2202 nucleotides long. Its product is annotated as ascorbate transporter, chloroplastic-like. NCBI's taxonomy places the organism in Eukaryota, Viridiplantae, Streptophyta, Magnoliopsida, Asparagales, Asparagaceae. The transcript has 11 exons. Gene Ontology annotation, biological process: transmembrane transport. Gene Ontology annotation, molecular function: transmembrane transporter activity. The record is from RefSeq and is a predicted model, not a curated record. Bases 155 to 1957 code for a protein of 600 amino acids.
AGCAAAGAGACAGUCCCAUGUGUGCUCAAGAAAAAUCCUCAGUUCUAUCCUCUUCUUCUUCCUCCUACACGAUGAAACCCUAGCUUCAAAUUCUAGGGUUUGUGUUGAAUUUUUUUUAAUUGUUCUCGGGUUUGGGAAGGAUUGAGGUUCUUCAAUGGCUACAGGAGCUGUGAUUUCGAGCAGAAGCUUCGGCUCUUUUCUUGCUACAGGCAAAAAAUAUCAAGCAGAGGGGUCUUCAUCAUACAAUAGAGAACUCUAUUUAUGUUCUAUUACAAGAAGACAUCCUUAUUUUGUCAGGCAGGCCAUUUUUCGACUUCAACCUAAUUCAGCAAUAGAUAGAGUUACUAAAAAGAGACUGAAAUUCUUUGGAGAGAUCGAAAGGCUUUAUUCUAAUUCCUGGGGGAACUUUUCUAAUGGCAGUGUAAGUGCUGAUACUGUCAAGCAAAGAUCUGUUACAAAAAUAGUAAGCUUUCUUUCUUCAGAUUCUCAAAGCAGUGGGUGGUUAAGGCCAAGAAAGUUGGAUAGUCUUGGCCUAUCAGAUAACUUACGCGAUAAAACAGAAUAUCAUCUUGGAACCAGGACUCAUGUUGACUUCAAUUCAGAGCCAUAUGAAAUCACAGGGUCACAGUUGGAUUCGGUAAAUUCUUCAGAAGUACCUAAUGAGGCAGUUCUACUUGGAAGAGAUGUAAAAGCUCUUCAGUGGGAGCAGCAUUUUCCUAAGCGUUGGUUGAUUGUACUAUUAUGCUUCUUUGCAUUUCUUCUCUGCAAUAUGGAUCGUGUGAAUAUGAGCAUUGCCAUACUCCCAAUGUCCACAGAGUUUAAUUGGAAUCCAGCGACUGUAGGUCUGAUACAAUCAUCUUUCUUCUGGGGUUACUUGCUAACUCAGAUUGUUGGAGGUAUCUGGGCAGAUAGAGUUGGUGGCAAACUGGUUUUGGGGUUUGGAGUUAUCUGGUGGUCAGUUGCAACUAUUCUGACACCUAUUGCUGCUAAGCUUGGACUUCCUUUCUUGCUGAUCAUGCGUGCUUUUAUGGGUAUUGGUGAGGGUGUUGCUAUGCCUGCUAUGAAUAACAUACUUUCAAAAUGGAUUCCAGUUUCAGAAAGAAGCAGAUCACUUGCUUUAGUAUAUAGCGGGAUGUACCUCGGUUCUGUCACAGGCUUGGCCUUUUCACCAAUGUUAAUAAACAAAUUUGGAUGGCCUUCUGUUUUCUAUGCCUUCGGAUCACUUGGAAGUGUCUGGUUUGCAUUCUGGCAGAAAAAAGCACACAGCUCGCCAGAAGAAGAUCCAGAGCUUUCUUCUGACGAAAAAAGGUUGAUCUUAGGGGGAAGUGUGUCAAAGGAGCCUGUUUCAUCCAUUCCUUGGAGAUUAAUUCUAUCAAAGGCUCCAGUCUGGGCUCUCAUAAUAUCUCAUUUCUGUCAUAAUUGGGGCACUUUCAUACUUUUAACAUGGAUGCCUACAUACUAUAACCAGGUACUGAAGUUCAAUCUUACUGAGUCUGGGCUAUUAUGUGUAUUACCAUGGUUAACCAUGGCUGUGUUUGCAAACAUAGGAGGUUGGAUCGCAGAUACACUUGUGGCAAAAGGGCUUUCAAUAACUACAGUCCGAAAGAUUAUGCAAUCCAUUGGAUUUCUGGGGCCUGCCUUCUUUCUAGCACAGUUGAGCCGUGUCCGAACACCUGCUCUUGCUGUACUGUGCAUGGCUUGCAGUCAGGGAAGUGAUGCAUUCUCACAGUCUGGUCUCUAUUCCAAUCACCAAGACAUUGGGCCACGCUACGCAGGUGUUCUAUUGGGCCUGUCCAACACAGCUGGGGUGCUUGCAGGGGUCUUAGGCACUGCUGCCACAGGAUACAUCCUACAACGAGGCUCAUGGGAUGAUGUGUUUAAGGUGUCAAUUAUUUUGUACAUGGUUGGUACACUAGUAUGGAACUUCUUCUCAACCGGCGAGAAAAUUCUGGACUGAUGAGCAGAAGGUACCUGAAAAAUUAUCUGUUAUCGAGAAAGUGAUUUUGUUAAGAUGUAGAGAAAUUAGGAUACUGUAUUAAUCAUAGUUCGAGGGGAAACUGGGGAAUCUCCCAUCUGUUUGGCUAUUGAACAACACAUGGGGAAUUUGCAACCACCCAUUUAGAAGAAUGAUGUAACUGAUAGCAAAUCAAAUUGUGUGACAUUAUUUGCAAUUUAAAAGUUCAAAAAGUUUUAUUUUUAUCA